AUGAUAAAGCCAAGCUAUCCAAAAUUGAUUUCCAAAAAAUCAACGAAUUCUACUCCAGUAAAACCUUCAACAGCUGGGUCAAUCAAUAGAAGAAAAUCCUUAUCUCAUGACUAUGAUUACAAAUCUGAAUACAGCUACAAUUUAAAUGAAGUAUUUGAAAUCACACAAACUCCUGAUGCAAGACCAUUUUCUGUGAAUGUAAUUAAAUACAAAAGAAAUUCUAAUGCCUUCUGUGAUAAUGAGCUCGAUCACUAUGAUAAAGAUCUAGACGAAUUUGAAAUAGGGCUUGAAAAUACUUAUCAGAGCAGCUUUUUAAAAAUUAAUGGAGAAUGAGAAAAAUAUCAAAAAUAUUUAGAAAAUAUUUCAAUAUGUGCUAUACAAAAGGACAGCAAAUUAGGAAAUUGUAUUAUUCGUGGAAUCAUAGGAUUAACAAAAACAUUUAAAAAAUUAUCAAAAAAUAUAAAUGAGGGUCCACUAGAAGCCAAAUCAACAAAUUAUAAAGAAAAAUCUUCUCAGACAGAAAAAGAAAAAGUGCCUGAGCCUAGAUUUUGCUCUUCUCCUGAGUUAGAAUCGUUAAAAGAGCUACAAUCAAAACUGAAAAAUAUAAGAUUUUCUAGGAUAACAGGCCAACUUUGUGAUCUUUAUGAUUCUCUUUGCCAAAUGCAUACAGAUAUUCCUAGUCCUACAGAUACUCCAGAUCUUAUUAAAUUCGAUAGUGAGGAAGCAGCAAAAGAAUUGGAAAAAGAUGUAGAGGAACUGAGAAAUGAGUUGACAAUUAAACUAGUUAAAAAGAAAGUUAUCAAAAAAACAUUAGAUAAAGAAUGCCAAGUAGAAAGAAUCCAAAAAAAUACUCAUAGAGAGGAAUUGCUGGAAAAUAUCUUAGGAGAAAAAGAACUUGAUCUCUUUAAAUUAAAACAUAAGUGUGAAGAGCUUUUAGAAGAGAGAAAGAAAUGGCAAGAUAAAUUAGAAGAGCAUAAGAAUAAAUCAAAUGAAGAUGAAAACGCAAGCCAAAACGAGCAAGAAAUAGAAAAAUUAAAAGAAAAAAUUCAUGAGCUCGAGUAUGAGCUCAGAGGGCAAAACAUUAAUGUGGAUAUUUUGAAAGAAAAAUACGAAAGAGCCAGAAGUAACUUUGAAAGAAUUAAGAAAGAAAAUGGGAAGUUAAAGGAAAAAUUAAUAGGAAAAAGAAGGAAAUUGCAAGAAAUUAGAGAAAACUUGUUUCAAACAAACGUGCUGUGGAGAAUAGCAGAAGAAAAGACUAAGCAAAUAGAAUACGCUUGGAAAGUUAAAUAUGGGAGUGAUUUUGUUUAUGGAGAAAUAGAUACUAAUGAAAUUAUUAAAAGAUAUAAUUUGACAAAAGAUCAAGAAAGUGAUAGCGAAAUAAAAGAAGAAAUAGGAUUUGAAGGAGCACUGGUCGGCUAUGAUGGAAAGGAAAUCAUAAUGAGCUUUAAAGAUAAGGAUAGUGGAAAAGCAACUAUUCAGAAUUAUUCGAAUAAUCUUCCUGACAAAGAAUAUUAUACAGAAAAUGCUGGUAUAGUUUUGCAAAAUAAUAAAGAGAAAAUAAUUAUCCCACCUAAUAAAACUGAAAAUGAGUAUGAAUUAAAGGACUCAAAAGUAGCUAAAGAAGAAUUUUCUAACAGUCAAAAGCAAAACAUUAACAGAAUAAGCCAAGCCAAAAAUAUAUCAGAGAUUUAUUCAAAAAAUAAUUGAUUCCAAGCAAGUGGUAACACAAAAGACGAAAAAGCACAAUAUAAUUAUGGUGAUACAAAUAAUAGUUUUACAAAUAGUCUGCAUACAGCUAAAAUUGAUGAAUUAGCUGAACUAGCCAAAAUCGCUGCAAAAAAGCUUAUAUUGACUCUUAAUCAAGAUCAAACAAAGCUCUUUGAGGACUAUAAACAAAUAAUGGAAAUGCGAUUAUCUGAAUACCAAAAAAUCUCAAAAGCCAGGCCAAGCCACAAUAAAUCAGCAUCAAGUGGUCCGCCAAAAUUAAGCCAUCGAAGUUUUCAAUACUCACGCUUACAAAAGAAAAAUAAAAAGCCUAGGCCAUCUCCUAUAGGAGACUCAAUGUUUUCUUCUAUGGGGACAUCUUUAAUCCACACCUCAAAAGUUGCAGAAAAUGCAAAGACAUUUUUCUACACAGAGAACUUAAAGACAGAAGGAAAUGAAGAAAUUCCGUCAUUAUUGAUUUCUUUAUUUAAAGGAGAUGAGGAUUAUUGGUCAUUGUCCCCAACCACAAGAAGGCUUUUAGGAAGAUGCAUGGAGGGGCACGAUUCUCAAUUUUGUGGAGAAGACUGUGAACACUUGAAAAGGGCGAUGAAAAUAAAAACAAAAUAUCAAGGGGUUCUUUACCCAAUAAAGAAAAAAAAUGUAGAUACUAAGCUCAAAAAUAUUUUAAUUUAUAAGAAAAAAUAA
Molecule: messenger RNA, 2409 nt
Organism: Blepharisma stoltei
Lineage: Eukaryota; Ciliophora; Heterotrichea; Heterotrichida; Blepharismidae
Source: the annotation of a GenBank genome assembly